Messenger RNA from Cavia porcellus (domestic guinea pig), 1732 nucleotides. Its product is annotated as tubulin beta-2B chain. Gene Ontology annotation, molecular function: GTP binding; GTPase activity; structural constituent of cytoskeleton. The record is from RefSeq and is a predicted model, not a curated record. The transcript is spliced from 4 exons. The coding region runs from base 144 to 1481 and encodes 445 amino acids. Gene Ontology annotation, cellular component: microtubule; cytoplasm. Gene Ontology annotation, biological process: microtubule cytoskeleton organization; mitotic cell cycle. NCBI's taxonomy places the organism in Eukaryota, Metazoa, Chordata, Mammalia, Rodentia, Caviidae.
UCCAUAAAAAUCCGGUUCCGCGCGCCCGGCGCUCUCAGCCCGUCGAUUCCCGAUCGCGUUCCUGGUGAUCCCGCGGUGGGUGUGGAGGGGAAGACAGACAGACCGACAGAGAACCGAGCCGGGGGAGACACGAGCGAGGCACCAUGCGCGAGAUCGUGCACAUCCAAGCUGGCCAGUGUGGCAACCAGAUCGGCGCCAAGUUCUGGGAGGUGAUCAGUGAUGAGCACGGUAUCGACCCCACCGGCAGUUACCAUGGAGACAGUGACCUGCAGCUGGAGAGAAUCAAUGUGUACUACAAUGAAGCCACUGGUAAUAAAUAUGUACCUCGGGCCAUCCUGGUGGACCUGGAACCCGGCACGAUGGACUCAGUCAGGUCUGGACCCUUCGGCCAGAUUUUCAGGCCAGACAACUUUGUGUUCGGUCAGAGUGGUGCCGGGAACAACUGGGCCAAGGGCCACUACACAGAGGGUGCUGAGCUGGUGGACUCGGUCCUGGACGUGGUGAGGAAGGAGUCAGAGAGCUGUGACUGUCUCCAGGGCUUCCAGCUCACCCACUCGCUGGGGGGCGGCACCGGCUCGGGCAUGGGCACCCUGCUCAUCAGCAAGAUCCGAGAGGAGUACCCCGACCGCAUCAUGAACACCUUCAGCGUCAUGCCCUCGCCCAAGGUGUCAGACACCGUGGUGGAGCCCUACAAUGCCACCCUGUCCGUGCACCAGCUGGUGGAGAACACAGAUGAGACCUACUGCAUCGACAAUGAAGCCCUGUAUGACAUCUGCUUCCGCACCCUCAAGCUGACCACGCCCACCUAUGGCGACCUCAACCACCUGGUGUCAGCCACCAUGAGUGGGGUGACCACCUGCCUGCGCUUCCCGGGCCAGCUGAAUGCCGACCUUCGCAAGCUGGCUGUGAACAUGGUGCCCUUCCCGCGCCUGCACUUCUUCAUGCCAGGCUUCGCACCCCUCACCAGCCGGGGCAGCCAGCAGUACCGUGCCCUGACCGUGCCCGAGCUCACCCAGCAGAUGUUCGACUCCAAGAACAUGAUGGCCGCGUGUGACCCACGCCACGGCCGCUACCUGACGGUGGCCGCUAUCUUCCGUGGCCGCAUGUCCAUGAAGGAGGUGGACGAGCAGAUGCUGAACGUGCAGAACAAGAACAGCAGCUACUUCGUGGAGUGGAUCCCCAACAACGUCAAGACGGCCGUGUGCGACAUCCCGCCUCGAGGCCUCAAGAUGUCAGCCACCUUCAUCGGCAACAGCACAGCCAUCCAGGAGCUGUUUAAGCGCAUCUCGGAGCAGUUCACGGCCAUGUUCCGCCGCAAGGCCUUCCUGCACUGGUACACGGGCGAGGGCAUGGACGAGAUGGAGUUCACCGAGGCCGAGAGCAACAUGAACGACCUGGUGUCCGAGUACCAGCAGUACCAGGAUGCCACAGCCGAUGAACAGGGGGAGUUCGAGGAGGAGGAGGGUGAGGACGAGGCUUGAGGUCACCUGCACAGCAGCUUAGGGAGAGCGGAGGAGAAAGCCGAGGGGGUGGGGGGCUCACUGUGAAAAUGCCCUAGAGAGAAGGAGCAAGCAUGGUCUACUUAGGUGUGUGCGCUGGUUAUCGGUGCUCUUCACUGUUGCCUGUCACUUUGUUUUCUCUUUUUGUAACAUUGAUGCCAUUGAUGUAACAUUUGAGAUACUUCUGAACUACUGUUGUCAUGGCGAAAAUCACAUAAACGUUUGUGUCUUAA